UUUAGUGAAAACCCCGCGUUUUGAUACUCGCCUAGUUAGUGAUAAUAGUGCUACAAUCUAACAAAUAUCCAGUGGCAAUAUGAUUGAUGUAGGCCACCUGUCUUGUGGUGACGUUAAAAGGCCGUAAAUUGUUUCAAAUAAUAAUUGCAUAAUUUAUUGCUAUAAGUCCUGACGUGGAACCCAACGAACAUAAACUAAAAAAAAAAAGACUUCAGUGUGAGAUCGCAUGUCUAAAUUUCCUUAACACUUGGACAUAUAUUAGUGGUCUAGUUAUGUUUUACUCCACCACCAUCAAUUGUUGUUAAUUUUUUAUUAUGUUCUUAACCAUUAUAAUCAAGGGGGCUGCAUAGAAAUAUAGGCCUCUAUAAAGUAUAAACCCAUAGAUAGUGUACGUGUCACAUUUCUAAGUUCAACUUUUUUGUGGAUCUCACUUUCGCAUAAAAAGAGUGAGUAUUCGAUUUGAUGCUUUAGAAGUUUGUUACCCAAUGCCUUAACAUUCAUUCUUUAACCCCUAUAAUACCCUUUUUAGAAACCAAUGAGACCCUUUUGCAUUUUAAACUUAUAUUCAUAUGACACAACACAUUUUCUUAUUUCUAAGAGUAUGACAGAAAAUAUUAUCUACUUAUUUGUUAUAUAAAUACAAGAUAAUCAAACAUAUAAAUUUCUGUAUAAGAAUAAAGUAGACAUAAUUCACAAUUUUAUGUUUUCAUUUUUGUCUUCUGUCGUUAUAUGUGUUCACGGACUAAUAUUGAUAUGAUCUCGUAGUCUCGUUUACCUACAUAGACUAUACGCCCUUAAAUAUGUUAUAGGUUUUUCAUCCUUGAAGUUGGUUUCUUUUGAUACGAGAUGCUUAAAAAACAUACACAAUAUCUAUCUAUAUAUAUCAAAUAAGAAUAAUAUUUUCAUAAAAAGAUAAUAUCAUUUUCUUUUGAUCUCCCUCACCAUCUCUCUUAACAUAAAAACAAAAAAAAAAAGAUAGAGGGAGAAAAGUGGUGGACCCAAGAAGGCUUAGUCAGUGCAUAUAUAAGAACAUAAGACAUCAAAGCAGAGCAACACAGAGCUUCCAUAACAAGACAAGGCCAAAGAGCAAAAGAGAUCGGUAGAUAUAAUAGAGAAAACAAAUCUACUUUCCUCAAAUCAAAAGCAGAAGAAGAAGAAGAAGAAGAAUGAGUUGGUGGGGAGUGAAGGGAGGAGGAUGGGGAAUGGUGGAAGAAGUUUGGAGAAAAGGUCCAUGGACCGCCGAGGAAGACCGUCUCUUGAUCGAAUACGUCCGUGUUCACGGUGAAGGUCGAUGGAACUCUGUCUCUAAACUCGCAGGACUGAAAAGGAAUGGCAAAAGCUGCAGACUAAGAUGGGUUAAUUACCUUAGACCAGAUCUCAAGAGAGGACAGAUCACUCCUCAUGAAGAAAAUAUAAUACUUGAGCUACACGCUAAGUGGGGAAAUAGGUCAAAAUACCUCAAAUCUUUUUCUUUUUUUUUAGGUUUGUCGAUGGCUUUUAUCUUAAGUAUUAGGGUUUUGUAUAGGUGGUCUUCAAUUGCACGUAGUUUACCAGGAAGAACAGACAAUGAGAUCAAGAACUAUUGGAGAACCCAUUUCAAGAAAAAGGCAAAGCCUACGACUAACAAUGCGGAGAAGAUAAAGAGUCGUCUCCUAAAAAGGCAACAAUUCAAGGAACAGAGAGAAAUAGAGUUGCAACAAGAACAACAGUUGUUUCAGUUCGACCAACUCGAUAUGAAAAAGAUCAUCUCUUUACUCGAAGAUAACAAUAGCAGUAGCAGCAGCGAUGGCGGUGGUGAUGUGUUCUAUUCUCCUUAUCAAAUAACACAUUCUUCAAAACCCUUUGGAUAUAACCCUAAUUCGUUGGAGGAGCAGUUACAAGGGAGGUUUACUCCGGUAAACAUACCUGACGCUAAUACUAUGAGCGAAGACAAUGCGAUAUGGGAUGGGUUUUGGAACAUGGAUGUUGUGGAUGGAAAUGGUGGGAACUUGGGUGUUGUUGCUGCUACUGCUGCUUAUGGCCCAAGGAAGCCCUAUUUCCAUAACUUGGUGAUUCCAUUUUGUUAAGUAUUUUUGGAGUUUGGUUUUCUGUCUUUUCAGCUUUUGGUUUGGUAACUAGUUUCUAAUGCUAUGAGCCUAUAAGUAGUAUGUGAUGAAGUGUGUGUGUGUAAUGUAAGAGGAAUACUUUAAGUUAAGGAUUU
Molecule: messenger RNA, 2200 nt
Organism: Arabidopsis lyrata subsp. lyrata
Lineage: Eukaryota; Viridiplantae; Streptophyta; Magnoliopsida; Brassicales; Brassicaceae
Product: myb-related protein 305
Exons: 2
Coding region: 1167-2066 (299 amino acids)
Biological process (GO): regulation of DNA-templated transcription
Cellular component (GO): nucleus
Molecular function (GO): DNA-binding transcription factor activity; sequence-specific DNA binding
Source: RefSeq, a predicted model, not a curated record